This is a messenger RNA of Clonostachys solani, 189 nucleotides long. Lineage: Eukaryota; Fungi; Ascomycota; Sordariomycetes; Hypocreales; Bionectriaceae. The record is from the annotation of a GenBank genome assembly.
AUGGAAGGUCUUGGCGUGACAGCAAAUGUCAUCGCUGUGGUCGAGAUCUCAGACAGAACAGACAUUGAAUGGGUUCUACAGGAGACGGCCAAUUUGAAAAAUACGGCUGAAGCGGUGCAGAGACUGCUAGAGGGUGGAAAAGCCGACAAACUUCAAACGUCGCAAAAGCUACUGGCUGCUGCUAUUUAA